AUGUGUUUACUACGAGGUUACUGUGUAGUGGUGGGUUUGUGCAAGAUCUGUUUGUAUGUGUUUCUAAAUUGUUGUUUAUGAUGCAGUUGGGUUUACUGUUCAUUAUACUAUGCUCGGUAAAUGAUGUUUAUGGGCAAUUCGUGAAGAAAGGCUCCAGUUUUGAAGCAGAUUCAGAAUCCCGACUACGAUCUUUGGGGAUUCUAUUGAGUGGCGGAGCGAAGAACGAAGAUCGACUUAAAGGGCCGGGUCCGGUAGACUGUGAGUGCAAAGAAUCUACCGUUUUUGUAGGAAUAGCUGAUGGUUCAGGGAUUGAUGGUGAAUAUGUUAACGAAGACUAUGUCUCUAAAGAAGUUGUAAAUGAAUGUCAAUGUCCUAAAGAGGAUAACCACAACUCUUCUUCUGUAACAAGCACAAAGUAUGGAUAUUCAGAUUACUGUUACCUUCUAAAAGCUUUGAAUAACGCGACUUUUGAAUUCGAAGAUCGCGCGAUACAGAUUCAGUGGGUUCAGAUGCUUGAAAGGCUACAAAGUGACGUUAUCUUUGAUGCCAGCUUGUCUGAUAAACAAAAGAUUGUUGCCAUUUACGGUGAACUGCUGGUUUUUACUGCGAAUUACCCAUCAACUGCCUCUUCCAUCAACAAUAUCUACAUCAGCGAAUGGAGAGGCUUUGUAGCUAACUUGGAAGAGGUUACUGUAUAUACUUUGUACCAUGUUACUGAUGUUGUUAUUGAACUGGAUUCGAAUGGAAAUUGUGUUUUGUUAGACACAUUGCGGAAGAUAAACAGUAGAGUGGUAAACAAUGAUGAUAUUCAGAAGUUGAUAAUUGAUUUGAGGUUGAUUUUGAAAGGAAACAAAGCACUUUCAUCGAAACUGGCAGAUGUUUAUGUUAUUAUAGCCAAUUUCUUGGGUAGCGAUAAUGAUAGAAAGGCAGUUGUGCUUGGCAGUUAUAUCGACGGUUAUGGUUAUGUUGGGGUACUGUUUAGUACUGCUUCAUAUGUAAGUUGCUCGUCUUGUUUGCGAAAAAAUUAUGUUAAAAUUUAGUACUGGAGAGCACAAAACCUAUCACCAGUUAUUAGCGGAAGCCCGUGUCAAUUAAUUUCAAGUUUGAAUACAGCUGCUGGAGAUACAAGCCUUGCUACAGUAUCUCAGCGUAAUCAAAUAAAAAAAUUUACGAAAAAGCUAGCAAAUGGAUUCAGGAAAAAUCUGUCAGUAGAAUCAAGGAGCAAAUACUUUAAUGUUCAGCUCUAUCAAUGGUUAAUUAUUCAGCCAUGGGCAACCAAAGUUAUAUUAUCAUUGAAGUUGGGCGAUUACGGCACUAUUGGUCAGAUGGUUUCUGCCAUUUCUUUUGUAGGUUUUUAGUACUAAACUUGGCCAUACGUGUCCUAAAAGAAGGCUUUUGAAGGGUGCCUAAUUUUGUGGCAAAGUAUGCUAAUCUUGUGAUAAGGCACCUCUGCCUUCCUCUAUUUUUUGAUAGCAACCUUAUCCUUUGUAGUUUUACUUUACUACACUAACCAGUCAAUCUUCAGAAAGCUAACGCAGCUCCAAUAGACGUCCCGGAACCAGAAACAUCGUCCUUUUCUCCAGGAGACUGUAGCUCAACUCUUGAUCUCAUAAUCAAAACCCCAAAUCAAAACACAUCGUUAUCACAAUCAGUAGCCGAUGCCAUGUCAGAAUCGUGGACAAGAACGCAAAAAGCACGUUUUUCAGCGUAUUUUAGAAGGAUCAACCGUCUUCAAAACAAGUAUUCUGGAGAAGACUCCUUGAACAAAGUCUGUCGCAUCUUCAAAUAUUGGACUAGAGCUAGAAUGCCAAGACAACAAGUGUUUGACAUUGUGGUAUAUAAGUAUGGUAAAGGAGAGAAAGUGGCAGAAUGGGGAACUGUUAGAGAGUUUUGUCAAUGUUCUGGUUCAUGA
Bursaphelenchus okinawaensis is the source of this 1912-nucleotide messenger RNA. NCBI's taxonomy places the organism in Eukaryota, Metazoa, Nematoda, Chromadorea, Rhabditida, Aphelenchoididae. The record is from the annotation of a GenBank genome assembly.